AUGCUGCAUGGGUGUACCGAGUGGAACAAUACAAGGACCGAACUGAAAGCAUUCUCUCGCUAGAAGUCUUCUUUUCCUUUCUUCUUCGAUGAGGAUGGAUUGUAAUUGGCAAGUGAGGCGAGCAAAGUCUGGAGAGGUUUUAUUUUAUGUAAACUCUGUCACAGGGGAGCAGCAAUGGCCUAAUUACAAACAGCAAGAAGAAAAUAGAAUGGUUGAUGACUCGGAAAUAACUGAUUACCUUUCCUACAAUGAUGGCAUGUGUAAAGCACAACUGCCUACAGUGUUACAUGUCUCUCCAUCCAGCCUUGUUGUACGUACUUCCACAAGCUCCCCCACAUUGAAUAACAUGCUUCAGUCAGCACCUAGUCCUGGAAGUGUCAAAAGUGAAGAUGAUGGUACUGAGCCUUCUAAGAGAGUGUAUGCUAUAUCUGACAUGUUACCUGUCGGAUCCAAGGGCAUGGACCAGCACUCCAUCACCAGCACCCAACCAGAUAAACAAAUAUUUAACUGUCCAGCUCCAGAGUGCAAGAAGACAUUCAAAACAAUAGGUGGAUUGGGUAGACAUUGUAGAAAGCUGAGUCACUCAGUAAAGUGUACUGAAUGUGGGGAAGGUUUUCUUAAUGAAAAUGAAUUUCAAAAUCACAAGAAGACACACCAAAAUUCCAGUUGCCAAAUUUCCCCACCGCCUGAAGACCCUUCAGCUCUUAAUUUAGUAGCUGACAAUGGUAGCAAAAGUUUAGAAAUCCAACGUUCUAGCCUUAAUCUCAGCCAUGCAAAUAACAAACGAGAGGCACACAAAUCUGUUGUUUCAAAGAAAGUGCCCCCGCAAUUAAAUUUAGAAGUGGACAGUUGUAACAAUAGCUUAGAGAGUGAUUAUGGUAACCUCAACCCCAGCAAGGAAAAGGACAAACCUCUUAAAAAUAAUGAAACCUUGGUGAAUCGCGACUGUACCAUUGAGAUGACAUCACAUAACCAUACCAACCUGAACAUUGGCAUUGCGUCCGAAAACAUAAGUAACCAUGCUUUGGACUUGUCCAGUCAUUCAAGUUGCAAUAUAGAUACUCUAGUAAAGGAUGUUGAUGGAACUGGCCUAAAGAAAACCAAGCUUGACGAUGUAGUCAACACAUGUGAUAUCUGCCAUAAGACAUUUGCUCAGGCAGGGUCUCUCACUAUCCACUAUCGGCGUCAUUCGAACGAGAAACACUUUAAAUGCAGCUAUUGUAACAAGAGGUUCGUUGAGUCGGGAGACAUGAGAAAGCACGAGCGGACUCAUACAGGAUAUAAACCCUACCAUUGUUCACUAUGUGAUAAGGCAUUCACAAUUUCUGGGAACCUUCAGAAACAUAUGCGUAUUCACUCUGGUGAGACCCCAUUCGAGUGUGAUCAAUGUGGGAAGAAGUUUAAACGCGCGCAUCAUCUGACUGUACACAGCCGAACCCAUAGCGGCGACAGACCUUACAAAUGUGAACAUUGUGAUAAGACAUUUGCGCGCACCACGUGUCUUACAGUGCACAUUCGUACUCACACGGGAGAAAAGCCUCACAAAUGCACACAAUGCGGGAAAAGCUUCACAAGCAAAAGUGACCUUACCAAACACUCGCGCGUCCAUUCUGGCCUUAAGCCCUUCAAGUGUAAGGAGUGUGCCAAGUGUUUCUCCCAGUACAGCCAUCUUACAGUUCAUACUCGUACUCACAGUGGCGAGAAGCCGUUCAAGUGUACAGACUGCGAUAAAACAUUUUCGCAUUCGCAGUAUCUCCGCCUGCACAGGCGCAUACAUACUGGGGAGAAACCAUACGAGUGCACCAUCUGCAAGAAGCGCUUCUCCAAGCAGGGGAACAUGAUCACGCAUGCGCGAAUCCAUUCGGACCAGAGGCCCUUUUCGUGCCCUGAGUGCGGCAGGGGGUUCAAGGACCCCAGUAGUCUGCGAAAGCACAAACUUCUUCACACUGGGAUACGGCCCUACCCGUGCGAGAUAUGCAAGAAGACAUUUAAGCGUGGAAGUCACCUUACAAAGCACCUGAACAAUGUGCACAACCUCGAUCCACAAGACCUUAAACUAGAUAAGCCGUCAGAUACGGCCAACAGGGAUGUUGAAAGGAAGGCUUUGAACUUAUUAAAAAAGUAGUCGGCGGACCUAGAGGAAGGGUUGAAACCUCCAACCUCCCUCUCUCUAGGGGGGGGGUUCACUUUUCGUUUUCGGGAAUUUAUCUGGUGUUAUUACUGUAACAUGGGCAAGUAGAUGCUUAUGAGAUGCGACGUAUAUUUGUUAACUUCUGAUUAACCUCCCUGAUUACCCCAUAUGAUACUGACAGCGAAUCGACACCAACUCCUUUUAAUUAUAUUUAUUAACAAUAAUGCUGUAUUUUGAUUAAACCCGUGAAAAAACA
Molecule: messenger RNA, 2387 nt
Organism: Nematostella vectensis (starlet sea anemone)
Lineage: Eukaryota; Metazoa; Cnidaria; Anthozoa; Actiniaria; Edwardsiidae
Product: zinc finger protein ZFP2
Exons: 3
Coding region: 89-2125 (678 amino acids)
Biological process (GO): regulation of transcription by RNA polymerase II
Molecular function (GO): RNA polymerase II cis-regulatory region sequence-specific DNA binding; DNA-binding transcription factor activity
Source: RefSeq, a predicted model, not a curated record